Dioszegia hungarica is the source of this 948-nucleotide messenger RNA. RefSeq lists its product as uncharacterized. Gene Ontology annotation, biological process: shikimate metabolic process; chorismate biosynthetic process. Lineage: Eukaryota; Fungi; Basidiomycota; Tremellomycetes; Tremellales; Bulleribasidiaceae. The record is from RefSeq and is a predicted model, not a curated record. Gene Ontology annotation, molecular function: shikimate 3-dehydrogenase (NADP+) activity. The transcript has 3 exons. Bases 1 to 948 code for a protein of 315 amino acids.
AUGCCCUCCUACUCACUCAUCGGCUACCCCAUCUCCCACUCGCUCGCCCCCUCCCUCCACAAUGCCUGCUUUGACCUCGAAGGCUCCGAGAGCAGAUACGAGCUGUGGAGCACGAGCCGGCUGAACGAGCGGGUCCUCCACUGGCUCCGCAGCGAUGUGUGCGGCGGGUCCGCCGUGACCAUGCCCCUCAAAGCUGCAAUCAUACCCCACCUCGACGAGAUUAUGGCCGAAUCAAAACUCACCGGCGCGGUCAAUACGAUCGUCAAGGUCGGUCCAAGGCUCGUCGGUACAAAUACAGACUACCUCGGUAUACUCGCCUCCCUCCAGGCUGCUCUGGGUUCGAGAUCAGUUCAGAGAUCCCCGGCGGCGGUGAUAGGCGGAGGAGCUACGACGCGGUCUGCUAUCCUUGCGCUGCAUAGGCUGGGGCUGGGGCCGAUCUACCUUGUGAACAGGGAUGAGGGGGAGGUGAGGGGUACGAUCGAGUGGUUUGCGGGUACAGCGCUGCAACUGGACUUGGUACAUUUGCGGAAUACGCAAGAUGUCGAUAGGCAGUGUGCGGAGGGACCAAGUAUCGUCGUUGGGGCCAUACCAGCUAUCCUACCCCAAACACCCGCAGAGCGCCAAGUCUACGCUACAGCCACACACCUGUUCACGCUCCCCUCCUCCUCAUCCCGCAUCUUCCUCGAUAUGGCGUACUAUCCCCGCCCGACACCUUUGACGCAGAUCGCGCGCGGGCUCGGGUGGAGUACCGUAGAUGGGAUGGAAGCGAUGAUUGAGCAGGGGUUGGCGCAGCAGCGGAUGUGGCGCCUGGGCGAUGCGUCGGUCGAGGCGGGAACGAGACGGGGGGUGCUGAGUGAAGAGACAGAGAAGGAGGUCAGGAGAAGAAUGGCAGUUGCGCCGGAUGUCAAGACCGAAGGUGUAGAAGUAGACCGUGCAGAUGAGACAUAG